This is a messenger RNA of Dermacentor silvarum, 943 nucleotides long. RefSeq lists its product as uncharacterized. The record is from RefSeq and is a predicted model, not a curated record. The transcript has 7 exons. The coding region runs from base 248 to 943 and encodes 231 amino acids. NCBI's taxonomy places the organism in Eukaryota, Metazoa, Arthropoda, Arachnida, Ixodida, Ixodidae.
GUUGCCUCUUGCUGCCACAUAUGACAUGCGUAGCCCUGUUGGCUUGGCGGUUAGGUUGUUAGUCACGUGUCAAGACAAUCUCGCGUUGACUGGCCGUGAAUGAUUGUUUUGCAGAAAUGUUUCCCGACGUUCCCGCCGGCGCCCUAUCGCCACAGCAACCUGCCUUCGAGGAAUCGAGCAUCGCCGUUGAGAAACCGUCCUCGGGUCGUCGACCGUGCUGAUAACAGUCUUCGUUUUUGUGGUGACGAUGAGCCUAACGAUGAUCCUCGCCAUCGUCUUCUCCACCGAAAGCGGAGCAGAAGUCACGGAAGGCACGAUAAUAUCGAUGAGUUUGCCUCCUCUCAAUUUUCCGGAGAAUAAACCCCCAAGGGUUGCCCAAGACGACGCUCACGACGCCCCUGGCGACGCUCACGACGUCCCUGGUGACGCUCAAGACGUCACUGGUGACGCUCAAGACGUCACUGGCGACGCUCACGACGUCACUGGCGACGCUCACGGCGUCACUGGCGAUGCUCACGGCGUCAGUGGCGAUGCUCACGGUGUGACUGGCGACGCUCACGACGUCACUCACGAUGACGACGACGACAACGACGACACUGGCUUGUAUGCCGGUCUGACGUGCGUGGCUUCUGAGAGAGCUGCCACCGAUACCGUCGAUUAUGUCCAACUGUACCAGCCGUGCGACAACGUCAUCUACAGCCUCGGAUCAACCUGUGGGGACGUAGGAUCCAAGGCAGGCCUAAAGGCGAUCGCUGCACUGGGUGAUGACAAGACCAAGUACGUCGGCUUCGACUACGAUGGCUCCCAGGACGUCACGUGUUACGCCAAUAUAGGUCGCAUCGAUGGUUGGCAGAACAACGGCUACGCGGCCCUCAGCAUCGUACUGGCAGACGACUUCUCUGACGUUGCUGAUGUGGCGGCGAAAGUUCAGAGCCAGCACUAG